Molecule: messenger RNA, 2198 nt
Organism: Cannabis sativa
Lineage: Eukaryota; Viridiplantae; Streptophyta; Magnoliopsida; Rosales; Cannabaceae
Product: laccase-7
Exons: 6
Coding region: 156-1883 (575 amino acids)
Biological process (GO): lignin catabolic process
Cellular component (GO): apoplast
Molecular function (GO): hydroquinone:oxygen oxidoreductase activity; copper ion binding
Source: RefSeq, a predicted model, not a curated record
CUUCUUCAUUUUGUAUCAAGUGCACAAAUAAGCACUAUAUGAUACCUAAAAUUUAAACACACACAUAUAUACACAUAUCAAUUUUUUUUUAAUAAUUAAUAUAGUAGAGAGAGUACUAUAUAUAAUAAUUUCUAUACAAUUAUAAUAUCAAUAAUAUGGCAAAAUCAAUCUCUGGGGUUGUGGUAGCUUGGUCUUUAUUAGCUACUCUUCUGGCUUCUUCAAUGGCCUCAGCCACAAUAGUGCACCAUUCUCUAUAUAUAAAAAACUUGACUGUAAACUAUCUAUGUGAGGAACAAGUAGUGAUUGCAGCAAAUGGAAGCUUGCCAGGACCAACCAUAAGAGUCCAUGAAGGUGACACCCUUGUCAUCAAGGUUGUCAACCUUUCACCCCACAACAUUAGUAUUCAUUGGCAUGGAAUAUUCCAACUUCAGAGUGGAUGGGCCGAUGGCCCAGAAUAUGUGACCCAAUGUCCCAUAGGAAGUGGUGACAGCUAUACAUACAAAUUUAAUAUCAUUGGACAAGAAGGCACUCUUUGGUGGCAUGCACACUCCUCUUGGCUCAGGGCAACAGUCUUUGGAGCUCUCAUCAUAUAUCCUAAACCUAAUCCAUUGAGACCAACUCCUUACCCAUUUCCUACACCCUACAAGGAUGUUCCUAUACUAUUGGGGGAAUGGUGGAAUGGUAAUGUGGUUGACAUUGAGAAAGAGGCUCUUCUUAGUGGUGGAGCUCCUAACAUAUCUGAUGCUUUCACCAUCAAUGGAAAACCCGGUGACUUUUACCCUUGCUCUAAAAAUGAUACAUACAAGGUAAAGGUGAUGAAAGGAAAAACCUACAUGCUUCGUAUAAUCAAUGCUGCACUCAAUAAUCAACUAUUUUUCAAGAUAGCCAAUCACAAAAUGACAGUUGUUGCUGUCGACGCAUCUUACACGAACCCAUAUAUCACUGAUGUUGUCGUAAGUGGUCCUGGUCAAACUAUCGAUAUUCUCUUCACUGCUAACCAAGAUGUUGGAUCUUAUUACAUGACCGCUCAUCCCUACAUAACCGUUGCUGGUGCACCCUUUGAUAACACAACAACUAGGGGUAUUAUUGUCUACGAGGGUUCCACGUCAUCAACCCCAAUCAUGCCUGUCUUACCAGCUUUCAAUGAUACUCCCACAGCCCACACAUUCUUUACUAACUUAACUGGGUUGGCCGGUGGGCCCCAAUGGGUCCCAGUCCCACUCCACGUUGAUAAACAUAUGUUUAUAACCAUAGGAUUAAGUCUUGACUUUUGCAAAUCAGGGAAUGCCACGUGUCCGGGUCCUUUUGGACAGAGUUUCUCAGCUAGUAUGAACAAUCAAUCGUUUGUGUUACCAAAAACAAUAUCCAUUUUGGAAGCAUAUUUUUCUGGUGUGAGUGGAAUUUACACAACUAAUUUUCCUAAACGGCCUCCAACGAAGUUUGACUACACGAACACAAGUUUGAGUAUUGACCAAUCAUUGUUGUUCGCACAAAAAGGGACGAAAGUGACGAAAUUAAAGUUCAAUGAAGUGGUGGAGAUAGUGUUCCAAAACACAGCUCUCAUUGGUGUUGAAAACCAUCCAAUUCAUCUUCAUGGCUUCAACUUCCAUAUCUUGGCACAAGGCUUUGGUAAUUUCAAGAGUCGUCGUGAUAGUAAGAAAUUUAACUUAGUUAAUCCUCAAAUUCGUAACACCAUUGGUGUCCCGGUUGGCGGUUGGGCCGUCAUUCGAUUCCAAGCUAAUAAUCCAGGUAUAUGGUUGAUGCACUGCCAUCUAGAUGUGCAUUUGCCAUGGGGAUUAGCUACUGCAUUUGAGGUUGAGAAUGGGGACACUCCCUCCUCUAAGCUUCCACCACCACCCAAAGAUCUACCAAAAUGUUUUUGAGAAAAAAAAAAAAAGAAAACCUUACACAAAUCUCAUUUUCUGUAUCUGUUUACGUAGCUAUUUUCUUAACACUACCCGUUUGGUUUUUAUUCUUUUGAUUCGUUUGAUUAAGGAAAUUAAAAUAUAUGGACACAUAUAUAUAAUAUAAUGUAUACGGGUCAAAGGUGUGGUGUUCUCACUUUUCCAAUUGUAUAAUAUUGAUGAAAGUGUAGACACUUUGUUUGUUUGUUGUAUUUAAUCAUGGUCACUAUUAUUCUUUCUAAGAAUAACAUUAUUUGUAUCUGUUUUUGGGAAAGUAAAAUUGAAUUAAGAAAA